AGUUUCACUCUUUCUUUGAAUAUGUUCAGGUAAAACAGAAGGAGACAAAAAGGCAGAAGAAAUGGAGAUGUUCACAAAACUUUACACUGAAAUGAAAGGUCCAGAUAAAAAGCAAGACAAGACUCUCAGUGCCAUUCCCAGAUUUUAUUUCAAAUUACCAGGUGAAGAUGAUGUACUGCUUCAAAAAUUAAGAGAGGAAUCCAGAGCCGUUUUUUUGCAAAGGAGGAGUAGAGAGCUACUAGAUAAUGAAGAGCUGCAGAAUUUGUGGUUUUUGCUUGACAAACACCAUACACCACCUGUAGUCGGUGAAGAUCAGAUGAUAAACUAUGAUGACUUUCUUAAAGUUGCUACAGAAGCAGGGGAAAAGUGCAAACCAUUCUUUACAGCAACCAUCUUUGCUAAGCUGCUUCAGAAUGACCCCUAUGGUAGAAUCUCAAUCAUGCACUUCUUCAACUAUGUAAUGCGUAAGGUGUGGCUUCAUCAAACUAGGAUUGGUCUGAGUCUCUAUGAUGUUGCUGGGCAAGGAUUUCUCAAGGAAGCUGAUCUUGAGAACUACAUUCUUGAGCUGAUACCAACCCUACCUCAACUUGAUGGAUUGGAGAAAUCCUUCUACUCAUUCUAUGUAUGUACAGCUGUCAGAAAAUUCUUCUUCUUUCUUGACCCAAUGAGGACAGGCAAGAUCCGUAUUCAAGAUAUCCUUGCUUGUAGCUUUUUGGAUGAUCUUCUUGAACUAAGAGAUGAAGAGUUACCAAAAGAUGCCCAGGAAUCGAAUUGGUUUUCAGCUCCUUCAGCACUUAGAGUGUAUGGUCAAUAUUUGAAUCUGGAUAAGGACCACAAUGGUAUGCUGAGUAAAGCAGAGUUAGCUAGGUAUGGAACAGGAACAUUGACAGAGGUCUUCCUUGAUAGAGUCUUCCAGGAAUGCCUUACGUAUGAUGGAGAAAUGGACUACAAGACAUACUUGGAUUUUGUUCUUGCAAUGGAGAAUAGGAAGGAGCCUCAAGCUCAGCAGUAUUUCUUCAGAUUACUGGAUGUGCAGAGCAGGGCUUAUCUUAAUGUCUUCUCUCUCAAUUUCUUCUUCCGGGCAAUCCAAGAACAGAUGAGAUCACAUGGUCAGGAGCCUGUAUCGUUUGCUGAUGUUAAAGAUGAGAUAUUUGACAUGGUAAAACCAGCUGAUCCACUUCAUAUUACAUUACAAGAUCUCAUCAACAGCAAUCAUGGUGAGACAGUAAUCAGUAUCCUGAUAGAUCUAAAUGGAUUCUGGACUUAUGAAAACAGAGAGGUUCUCAUGGCUGAAAAUAACUCACAAGAUGAUGAUCACGAUAUCUGAACAGGACAUACAAUGUUUUUCUUAAAGAUGAAUACUGAUGGAAUUGAAUGGAUUCUGAACUUAUGAAAACAAAGAGGUUCUCAUGGCUGAAAAUAAUUCACAAGAUGAUGAUCAUGAUAUCUAGAUGGACAUUUGUUUUAAAGAUGGACACUGAUGGAAUUGAAUGGAUUCUUGUACAACGAGAACAGGAUUAGAACUGCCCGCCAUGUGAUGAAUUCUCUUUUACCGGCUCAAUCCACGUCCAUACCAAAAUUCAUCAGGGUUUAAGACAGAAUGUGUGGUUAGUUAUAGAAAUAUUGAGUUUACCAUCAUCAUUGGUAGGGGAAGAUUAGAUUUUCAAUCCAAAAUGUACCUCUAUACUGAUUUACGUCAGUUAUUACUCAGCUGUUGAUAUUUUUACAAUGCUUCAUGGUCAAAGAUGUCAAUGGACAAAUUGAAAUAUUUGUCAGUUCUUGCCAUUCAGGGCACUGUUAACUUUGUAUCGUCUUUACUUUUAAGAAUGUGAUCACAAUACAGUCUGUAUGUAUCUUGAACGAAGAAGGUAACUGUUCUUUCAGUCCCUGGAUGUACCUUGUUACAACUUUUUGACUUAAACAAAUGGAAUUGAAGCUUUGAUAUAUAGUACAAGUCUGUGUAUGUAUUAGUUUAAUAUCUGAGCCCUUCAUAACAAAAAGUUGUGUUCUUAUCCUGAGGGUGCACCUUUAUAUGCCAGAUCUAAAUCAUGAAUAAAUAUUUUUUAAAGUGAAAUGAGUCAUGAAAAUGUCUGUUCUUGUCAACAUUGGAUUAUACAGCACCCAGAGAUUUCAAAUACAGGGGCCUUACAUGUGCAUUGGCCAGCAGGGACAAUGUUAAGUGUAUCACAGGUGACAUAAUAGUGGACUGGAUACUUCCUUGAUUUUCUGAUUUGAAUAUGUUAAUCAUUUAUGUUAUACAAGGUCAAUGCUCUUUUAAGCCUUGCUCAGAUAUGAUACGGCAAAGCUUAGCAACAUUUUUCAUCGUGUUCAAACAUGGGAGACACAACACACCUCAUCCAUGCAAAUGUAUUAAACAUUUUGUCCAACGUUGUGCUGAAAAAUUCUUAAUAGUAAUUCUUUCAUAGUGAUUGCAUGACUUGUGUUAAAUGAUGUUAAGAGUUUAUCUUCACAAUUCUGGACAAAUUAUUUUGGCAUUUUGUUUUUUCACAAAGAAUUUGAUUGAUUAAUAAUUUUCUGUCACCUUGCAAAAAAACAAACUUAUAUUGCAUGUGCUUCAUUUCAUUUAAUUGACUUCAUUCAUGACAGAUGUUGCUGAGGUUUGCUGCUGAACUUUAUGCUGAAUUGAAUGAGCCCUUAUACUUACAGUAAUUUUACAUGGUAUUGCCAUGGUGCUGUCAUGAAUUGAGCAUUGCUUUGAUAUAAACAAUAUAAUGGGAUCUUUAAGAACUAUUUUGAAAUGUGCAAUGUGUGCAUUGUACAAUUCUAUAAACAUGUGAAUAACAAUGACCCAUAAUGUGUAAAAUGACAAUACAUUCUUAUUCCUAUAUAUUGUUUUUAAGUGGAAUUAGGUUUUUGUUGAGAAGAGGAAAUGAAUGAACAUCAAAGUUUGAAUUAAUAGUUCCAAUCGAUGGCCAAUUAUAUUUUAUAACAUAUUUUUGUCUUACUAUAAUGAACAUUAGAGUAUCUAUACCUAUUAGAAUUUUCUACCCUAUACAAUUAUGUAAAGAUACAUUGAAAAUACUGAAUUUAUGUACUUGUAAACUUCAUUACAUAUUUCACAACUAAAAAUGAGGUGCCAGAAUGAUUAGUUAUUCUUAUUUCAAUGUCAAAUCAAAAUAAAAUUGAUAUGUUAUUCAGAUAUCAAUGUUCUCUUUUUUGAGGUUAGUCAAACUUGCUAUUAUUUAUCUAUCAUUUUUUUUUUUUUUAUUAUUGCUUAAAUAUUGAUAGGAUUAAACAAGAUAUUGGUUUUUUUUACUGAAUGCUGACUGUAAUACACCUAAUGCAACAUUUCCAUCAAAGUCAAUUCCUUAAAGGUCAAGUCCACCCCAGAAAGAUGUUGAUAAAAAUCAAACUAGCAAAACGCUGAAAAUUUCAUUAAAAUCGGAUGUAAAAUAAGAAAGUUAUGACACUUUAAAGUUUUGCUUAUUUUUCACAAAACAGCGAUAUGUAUAAUGUUAUGUAGUAUGUAUGUAACUUCCUGUUAUCCUUUCAGUCAUUCACCUUCACUUGUUUACCAACUCCCCCAAUGUCAUCUAAGAAUCCCCAAACCCCCAAGACCAUUUAACUCAUAAACCUUGACCAUAAAAAGACCAACCCUCAGUGACGUCAGCUAACUUCAUGGAAGAAGUAUGACUCACACUCCAGCCCCAGUCACUUGCACAGAGCAUCACCACACCCCUUAUACCAGAGAAAGUUUGAUAGACAGUUACCUGUAGACCAAUCAGAUCAAGUUUAGAUCACUCCCACCUUAAAUUGUUACACCCCAAAACUCAUGAUAUAAAUAAGACUUCGUGAUAUUUAGAGAUAGAGAAUACCAACGAUAGAAAACUAGACCCACACUAAUCCUGACUGACUGACUUCAAGACUUAGAUGUCCAUCUAGUAUUAAUUUAACUGCACUUCGAAUCUCAACCUGAUACUUCUAAAUUAUUUUAUAUUCAUCGUCUCCUGAUAUACUCUGAAUCUUCAUGUACUUCGAACUGUAGCUGAAUGUUGAUGAUUAAAUACCUAGUGAUUUGAACUGUAUAACUUUCUCCAAAGUUUCCUUAUUACGCUUCCCUUCAAUAAUCACCGAUCCCAUCCCAACAUAACAUGGUGGAGAACCCGGCUCUAUAAUUAAGAAAGACUAAAACCAUGGAGAUCUUCGAGAAAAAGGCUGAGAAUAGCUCUUCUCAUUACGCUUCCCUAACUUAUAAUUACCGAUCCCAACACGACAAUAACUCAAAUGAGAAAGUUGAUGAUGUCCCUCACUCACUAUUCAUUUUGUUUUUUAUUGUUUGAAUUAUACAAUAUUUCAUUUUUUAUUGAUUUGACAAUGAGGACCAACUUGACUGAAUCAUCUAGGAUUAAACAAUGCUCAUUCCACAUGUUCAGGGAGGAAUUCAUCGUUGUUUCACUUGACAAAGAGGAGAAAAAUAGAAUAUUCCCUAUUUCAUAUAAUAAAAUACAAAAGAAAUAGUGAGUGGAUGAUGUCAUCAGUUUCCUCAUUUGCAUACCCACCAGGAUGUGCAUAUAACUAUUUUGUGAAAUUAAGCAAAACUUUAAAAUGUCAUAACUUUCUUAUUUCACAUCCGAUUUUGAUGAAAUUUGCAGUGUUAUGUUUGUUGGAUUUUUCUCUUUAUUCAAAUCAACUUUAUGUUGGGGUGGACUUGACCUUUAAUUUUUUAUACUGUGCAUAACAGCAAUUUUGAACCCGUAUUUUCAGUUCUUCUAUAGUCAACUGCAUUCCGAAUUGAACUCUAGAUAUUUUUUAUUAUUUAAUUUCAUUCAAUCUCAACACCAAUUUCAAACUUGGCUCGUGUUUGCAUAUUUGACUGAGGAUGAGGAUGAUCUGAUUAGAUUGUGGGGUUUCAAGUUCAAGGGCCAAAGGACAUUAGUUCUUUCAUGCAAUAGCCAAUUAACCAAGAGAAGGGACAUCUUCAAACUUGCUUGUGCAUAUAUGGGAGUGAAGAUACUCUGACUAGAUUUGGAGGGUCAUGAGUUCAGAGGUCAUUGUUUUAACAGUUUAGAAGUACACUGUGUGAUAUAUUUCUGAUCAAGCAGUGACAGUGGCAUACAUUUUGGUCUGUGCAGUUGAGAAUCUAUCUAGUUUUCUUUGGUUUUUGCUUCAAUAUGAAUUUUUAAAACGUCUAUCAGGACUGUAUAAAAUGUGUAUAUAUUAUGUACAUUAUUAAAUUAUUUAUUUUUCAUUAAAGUGAAUGAAUACCUGAAUGCAAUUUUAGUGUUUUGGAUAGAAAAGUUUAAUAAAGUUUUUCUAGAAUUA
Molecule: messenger RNA, 5283 nt
Organism: Lytechinus pictus (painted urchin)
Lineage: Eukaryota; Metazoa; Echinodermata; Echinoidea; Temnopleuroida; Toxopneustidae
Product: serine/threonine-protein phosphatase 2A regulatory subunit B'' subunit gamma-like
Exons: 11
Coding region: 62-1327 (421 amino acids)
Biological process (GO): positive regulation of B cell differentiation; T cell homeostasis; B cell homeostasis
Cellular component (GO): centrosome; spindle
Source: RefSeq, a predicted model, not a curated record